Messenger RNA from Cyprinodon variegatus (sheepshead minnow), 4139 nucleotides. Its product is annotated as retinoic acid receptor beta-like. Bases 387 to 1733 code for a protein of 448 amino acids. The record is from RefSeq and is a predicted model, not a curated record. Gene Ontology annotation, biological process: retinoic acid receptor signaling pathway; cellular response to corticotropin-releasing hormone stimulus; regulation of transcription by RNA polymerase II. Gene Ontology annotation, cellular component: transcription regulator complex; nucleus. Gene Ontology annotation, molecular function: nuclear receptor activity; RNA polymerase II cis-regulatory region sequence-specific DNA binding; nuclear glucocorticoid receptor binding. The transcript has 8 exons. Lineage: Eukaryota; Metazoa; Chordata; Actinopteri; Cyprinodontiformes; Cyprinodontidae.
CCGUGACAUAACUAGUGCGGAGCAUGUGAAGUUUAGGCAUUUAUCAAUGAAAAAGUGAAGAUAAGAACAAAUCGUUCAGUAAACUUUGUUAUGCAAAACAACCCGCAGACCUGGAUGCGUGGAAGCGCGCGGACUUCAUUGCGCACGCGGCGCGCCAACAGUUUGUGAGCUACGGUGGAAGAAAUUAAAGGUCUGUUCCGGCGCGCGCACGCCCCUCAUGGUGUGAUGAUCCUGCUGCCUGGUCUGCUGUUAAACAACCGGUUGUAAACUAUAAACCUGGCAAAAGCGGACUGAAAGUGGUUAUUCUCAGGAGGAACUCCUUUUUGUUCUUCUUCUAUCUUCCAUGUGGAGGACAUCCUCUCCAGCAGGACUCCUCUGGCCAGGUCAUGUUUGACUUCAUGGAAUUUCAGGUUUUCGCUCCAGGAGAAAUCAUAGAUUUUUACUCGGCUUCCAGUCCUGGCUGCGCGCUGCAGGAUCUGGACCAGGACCAGGAUUUGGCAGCAUUCUUCCCAGAGCUCAUUGGGUCGGGCUGGCCGGAGCAUCGCUGCUCGCAAUCAGUGGAAAGCCAGAGCUCAACCUCCAGCUCUAGCUUGGACGACCUAUUUGCCAGCCCACCCUCCCCACCUCCACCUCCGCGCACAUACAAGCCCUGUUUUGUGUGUCAGGAUAAGUCCUCGGGCUACCACUAUGGAGUCAGCGCCUGUGAGGGCUGCAAGGGUUUCUUUCGCCGCAGCGUGCAGAAAAACAUGGUCUACACCUGUCAUCGUGACAGAAACUGUAUCAUCAACAAGAUCACCAGGAACCGCUGUCAGUACUGCCGCCUGCAGAAGUGCUUUGCUGUGGGAAUGUCCAAAGAAUCGGUGAGAAACGACAGAAAUAGAAGAAAGGGAAAGAAGGAAGCGGUAAAGAUGACCAUCAUGGAGACGUACGAGCUGACAGCAGAGCUUGGACUGAUCGUGGAGAAGAUCUGCAGAGCUCAUAGAGAGACCUUCCCUUCCCUCUGCCAGCUGGGAAAAUACACCACUGUGAGUAAUUCUAGUUCAGACCAUCGGAUUCAGCUGGACCUCGGCCUGUGGGACAAAUUCAGCGAGCUCGCCACUAAGUGCAUCAUCAAGGUGGUGGAGUUUGCCAAGAGAGUGCCGGGCUUCACAGGCCUAACAAUCGCUGAUCAGAUCACUCUGCUCAAAGCCGCCUGCCUUGACAUCCUGAUACUUAGGAUUUGCACUCGCUACACUCCUGACCAGGACACCAUGACCUUUUCUGAUGGACUGACUCUGACCCGCACUCAAAUCCACAAUGCAGGGUUCGGACCGCUGACGGAUCAGGUUUUCACAUUUGCUGGACAGCUGCUGCCUCUGGAGAUGGACGAGACAGAGAGCGGGCUCCUCAGUGCUAUCUGCCUCGUGUCCGGAGAUCGGCAGGACCUGGAGGAACCUUCUAAAGUGGAGGUGCUGCAAGAACCACUGUUGGAGGCGUUGAAGAUCUACUCGCGGAAGCGACGACCCAGCAUGCCCCUCAUGUUCCCCAAAGCCCUAAUGAAGAUCACUGACCUUCGUAGCAUCAGUGCUAAAGGAGCUGAGCGGGUGGUGACAUUGAAGAUGGAGAUCCCAGGCUCCAUGCCUCCUUUGAUUGAAGAGAUGAUGGAGGAUCUGCAGAACCUGGAGAGCAGCCAGCACUCACACACCAUCUCCUCCCACUCUCAGCGUACAAACCAUCCUUGUCUCCCAGUCUGAAGCUGCCCGGAGAACUUUUCUUCCUUCCGAGAGAGAUUACUAAUGAUUUAAGUGCAGAUGCAGUUUGGACGGUCACUAGUGCUUCAGAGUUUGAGUUAGAUCUUGAGACGUAUAAAAUGAGAUUCAGCUGUCAGAUUAACAACAUGGAGGUUUCAUUGAGAUGCUAUCCUACUUUGAUGGAAGAAAAAGAAAACCUAGAAUGAUGCAGUAAUAUGCAAUGCUGUCGCUGGCGCCUCAUAUCCACUGAGAAUCACUCUCAGCUUCUGUUUACCAUAUCUGGUUCUUGCUGUAUUUAUAUUUGCAUGAGUUAUUAAUUUUUACCUCAUUGAAUAACGCCAUCCGUGUUAGAUUAGGAAGAAAAGGCACUCGUUGGGAUGACUUGUUAAAGCUUUUUAAUGUUAUUUUUAAAACCUGUUAGCUGCAGUGGUGGAUAGAUGUUACAUGGGAAACAAGUAAAGGGAAAAUUGGAAACAAAAAACGUCAAACUUUUAUCAGAAUUGGUCUGAUAUCUUUGUAGGGAAGUUAAAGUCAAUUGAAUAGGGGACAUAAAUACAGUAUGUAUACAGCCUUGUUAAACUGCCAAGGUUUUUUAAUGAUCUAAGAAACAGGAUCAUUAUAAAUCAUAUCAAAAAUUUUAGCAUUUUAGAACUAGAAGGUUCAGCAACCAGGCUGUAUGUGUGUGCUUUCUUUCAUCAAAUAGUUUAAGUUCAUUAUGUCAGCAUUCAGUUUUCUUUUGAAGAAGUUGAUCCGCAUCCCAUAAUUUGACCUGACAAUAUUAUAAGUCCUCAGAUUGCAAAAGUACCUCUUGCCCAUCAUUGUCUUCUAGUUAUUCUGUCAGGUUUACGUCUGAACUUCCCAAACUUAACUUUUUUCUAGAGAAGACAUAAUUCCAUUGGAUGUAUGAACCAUGUUUCAGUGUAGGUAUGGCGUUCUGUAGUAAUGUAUUGGUCCUUUUUCCUUACACCAGAAUAAUCUACAAUUUUCUAUGAGAUUUAAGCUUGGCUUUGAUGUUUUCUCCAAAUACAAGUCUCAUUAGUUUGCCGGUUUAAAAACCACAGGAGGUUGCUUUGUUUUGCCAGUAUUGCCGUCUGCCUCCCAAUUGUUUAUUUUGUUUUUUACAGAAUUUUUGAGGAAAAAAAAAAGGUUCCUCUAAUAUCCCUUCUUUAACAUAUUUGAUGCCUAAAAGAGGUGUGUGAUUGGCUAUGAAUGUACCAUUAUUUUUUUAAUGACACAUUAAGUCCAUUUGUUACGAAAAUAAAAUGAAUUAUAAGAUUUUUUUAAUAAGAUAUUUUCCCUAUAUUGGUCAGGAAAACAUUUUGGUAGUUUCUAUACUUUUUCUCACAGCUAACAUUUAGAACAGUUUAACUAAGUAGGUAUGCCCUAAGCUGCUUUUUAGGGGAGGCAGAAAACCAACUUUGCAGGCAAAAUUAUUAAUAAAAAACCUUUGAUGAAUUGCUCAAAGUGACCUGUCACAUGGACAAACCAGUGCGCUUAAGUUGGUGCCAAAUAUUUACAUUUACAGGCAAAAAAGUUUUUUUUACGAUUUACUUUUUUUCUAUUAUUUUUCCAUUGCGAAAAGCUGACAGUUUAAUAAAUAUGUUUUACACUGUAAGUAUGAAAAGCUGUAGCCUUUUAUGAGCUCGUUUAGUUGCUGGCAGUCUGUUGGAUCGCUCUCCAACAAAAGAUUUAUCACCAUCUUAGUAAGCUAAAGAUUAUUAUUUCUUCUUAGACUUUAUGAAUGAAGAUCAUUUAAAUACAGAUUAUCCUAAAUGAAAUUGUUCCUGAAAAUAUUUUUUUCUAUGUAUGAGACAUGUAAAGUUUUACCACAGACUGAUUGUGUAGCCUUUGUUGCGCCGUGGCACAGUGUUCGCCUUCAGGCGCACCAUUCGUUCCCCUGUAGUGACGUCAUCUUGUUACUUGAUCUUUGUUUCCUGUAUUUGCUUUCGUAACACCUGUAAAAUUAGCAUUGUUCUUAUAAAUCUGACCUUUUCUUUUGUUUUAACGUUGUUUACUCUGCAGUUUUUUUUAUGCUGACAAAAAAAAUGAUAACAGCCUCACACAGCUGCGAGUAUAACUUUAAUAUAGUGAUAUGAAUAUCUAGUAAAAAUGGCAUUUUAGUAAAACCUAAAAAAACAUCAUUCAAAAUUCAAAUAUAAAGAAAAUGUCAUCAUGAAAAAAAAUUCUGUAAAAAAUGACGGACUUAAAUUAGAACUGUUGAAUGAAAGCAGCUCAAACGCAACCUUUGAACUGUAAAGAUUCACAUGUGCCUGCCAUUUAUGUGCCAACAUUUUCCAAAAUUUAAGUUUUUACGUUUUUUUGAGUUCAUGCCACAAAAAGGCACAAUGCGAUUAUACUGUAUGUACAUAUCAUUUUUCAUCUGUGAAAUUAAACAUUCAUUGUUUUGUU